Molecule: messenger RNA, 951 nt
Organism: Thermochaetoides thermophila DSM 1495
Lineage: Eukaryota; Fungi; Ascomycota; Sordariomycetes; Sordariales; Chaetomiaceae
Exons: 3
Coding region: 1-951 (316 amino acids)
Molecular function (GO): hydrolase activity
Source: RefSeq, a predicted model, not a curated record
AUGUCCCAAAACUCCCCCGAAAUCCCAAAUAUCGGAACCCGCGCCCACAUGGUAAACGGCGCAAUAGCCGAUUUCCUCGCGAACCACCCGGCCCUCGAGCUUGGCGGUGAGAAAGGCUUUUGCGUCGAACGACGGCAGCACAUGGAGGUAUUCGCGCUGCAUAAGAUCCCGCAGAGCAAAGUUAAUCCCAUUGGUGAGGUCGAGUUCACAGCGAUCCGCGGCCCGCACGGGACAAUCCCGUUUCGUGUGCUGUACCCUCGGUCGGGGGAGGGACGCAGGCAAAAGGGCGAUGCCGGGGCGCUGGUUUAUUUCCAUGGGGGUGGGUAUUCGGUGGGGACGGUCGAUGAAUUUGAAAACGGGUUGAGGUUGGUUGCUGAGGAGUCGGGGUGUCAGGUAUACGCCGUCGAUUACCGGUUAGCCCCUGAAUUCCGGUACCCGACGCAAUUGGAUGAGUACUCAUCCGUCAUCGACUGGCUGCAAACAGAGGGCUUUCGAUCCAGAGGUGUAAAUCCAGACCGAAUUGCCGGGGGAGGCGACGGCGCGGGUGGAAACAUGACUGCUGCCGUGUGUUUGCGAAGGCUGGACGAGGGAAAGAAGCCUCUCGCAGCUCAAAUCCUUCUGUAUCCCGAAACAAGACUGCCGUUUGAGACGCCAGCGGCUAAGGAAAACAACUCCGGCUACUAUCUGCAGUGCAACGGGAUAUUUUCUUUUGGUUCGCACUACCUGCCACGACCAAAUGCUGCCAUCUUCACUAACGGUUUCGAUCCUCUGCGAGAUGUCGGGAUUGAAUAUGCGAAAAAGCUUCGAGACGCUGGUGUUAAGGUCAGCUGGCACCAUUACGACGACCUCAUCAGCGGCUGGCUCCAAAUGACAGCCUGGUCGUAUGCUGCAAGAGACGCUACUAAGAAGGUAGGAAAGGAAGUCAGGAGGUUGUUGUACGGAGAGGACUAG